GUCGUAUAUAAGCGGAUUCCGAAGUGUUUAUGUCGGCAGUUGACAGAAGCGUUUAUGUAUAUGACCGAUCAUAAGUCACCACACCCAGUGACCGCCGGAUUGUCGGUUUUAGUAUUUAACAGUUUCUAGUUCGGAUGAUUGUUCGCGCGUCGUCGCGUUGGAGUGGUGUGCCUCGGUUGAAAGGCCUGCCGAAAGGACAGGGCUCCGCGCUCGAGGACAGUUUGCGGCCCUCCGCUCUGAGGAAUCAUGGAGUGCUGCAUGUCAGAAGAAGCCAAAGAACAGAAAAGAAUCAAUCAAGAGAUAGAGCGGCAACUCCGAAAGGACAAAAGAGAUGCCAGGAGAGAACUCAAACUGCUCCUGCUCGGUACUGGCGAGUCAGGCAAGUCAACAUUUAUCAAGCAGAUGAGAAUCAUCCACGGCUCCGGCUACAGCGACGAUGACAAGCGUGGAUUUAUCAAGCUCGUCUAUCAGAACAUCUUUAUGGCGAUGCAAAGUAUGAUACGCGCUAUGGAUCUACUCAAAAUACAAUACGGGAAUCCGUCCAAUGUAGAAAAGGCGGAGUUGAUAUCAUCGAUUGACUUUGAGAGUGUAACAACAUUCGAAAGCCCAUACGUGGAGGCAAUCAAGGCGCUAUGGUCCGACUCCGGCAUACAAGAGUGUUACGAUCGCAGGCGAGAGUACCAGCUCACCGAUUCAGCCAAAUACUACUUGCAGGAGAUCGACCGCGUGGCGGCGCCCAAUUACUUACCAACCGAACAGGACAUCCUCCGUGUGAGAGUCCCCACAACGGGCAUUAUAGAAUACCCAUUUGAUUUGGAGGAGAUACGAUUUAGUUAUCUAAGCGAUCUGGCAAGAAUUGAGAAGGACGACUAUCUUCCUACCGAACAGGAUAUCCUCCGAGCUCGACAGCCAACUACGGGCAUUCUUGAGUAUCCCUUUGAUCUAGACGGAAUCAUAUUUAGGAUGGUGGACGUCGGGGGCCAAAGAUCCGAGCGAAGGAAGUGGAUUCACUGUUUUGAAAAUGUCACAUCUAUCAUAUUCUUAGUAGCUCUUAGUGAAUAUGAUCAAAUUUUAUUCGAGUCUGAAAAUGAGAACCGAAUGGAGGAGUCAAAAGCGUUGUUCAAGACGAUCAUCACCUACCCUUGGUUCCAGCAUUCAUCUGUGAUCCUUUUCUUGAACAAGAAGGACUUGCUUGAAGAGAAGAUCAUGUAUUCGCAUCUUGUCGACUAUUUUCCAGAAUACGAAGGUCCGCAACGCGACGCGAUCGCAGCGCGCGAGUUCAUACUGCGGAUGUUCGUUGACCUUAAUCCAGACGCGGAUAAAAUCAUCUAUUCACACUUUACUUGUGCGACAGACACUGAAAACAUCCGUUUCGUGUUCGCCGCAGUCAAAGACACAAUCCUACAAUCCAACCUUAAGGAGUACAACCUCGUCUAAGCGUAACCAACGUGGUCACUGACACAAAUCUGUGAUUGUGUAUAACACAUAAUUUAAACAUCAUCACUUCACGACAGAAUGUGUAAAUUCACGAACUGAGAUCGGAUGGACGAACUUAUUCACCUUAAAAUGUUUAAUGAGAAAGUAAGGAUAGAUUGUAAGUCAUUUAACCCAAAACUAGCAUCAGGUCGGGGCGCGGUCGGCGGCCGGCCGCGCCCCCUCGUCGGGCAACAUUCGUUCUCGAUCCGUCGCUCCGAACGGAUCACUUCACGACGCGUCAGGUUUUUUGACAUGUUUUUUUAUGAUGAAGUUAUUCACAAUUUAUGUAUGUGUCUGUAUCGGUGAAUAUUAAAUUGUGCAUUUUAAAAGUUAUGGUAAGUCGUGGCCUUACCAUGAGCUGCUUUUAGUCAUUGUUUUAGGGUUUUGUAAAGUUUGUUGCCAUAAUAUCUUUCUACAUUAGUAUACAUUUUAUUAUGUCCAGACGGAUGGAUUGAACAAACUAGUCCAAUGAACUUACGCGUGUUUUAUAUCACCCUCGUGGGUCGAGACAGGACUUCCUACUGAUGUAUCGAUCGGGAUGCUUCCGUGAAACUAUUUCGUAUUUAUUUAAGUUAUGAAACGUCUCGUAGAAGUGCGAUCGAUCCAGAGCUUUUUGUGGGUCAGAAGGAGAGGGAGGGUUGAAAUAGAUAGAUGGCUCGAUCUGGACUUCGUCGACAUCACUGAGCUCGCAAUUUGUUUUUAGACAUCGCAUCGCAUACAAAGCUCAAGUUUUACUUCCAUGACCAUGACUGAAGUGUGUCCAUGCCUCAGGUAUGUCGAACGUAGCACCAGUAUACUAAAGAUAGCAUCUUCUAAGUAACCACCUCUCUCCACUGAUAGAAUGAAGUUUUAAUAUACAUUAUAAUAUCAUUACCGUUUGUUCUGUUAGCUUGGGAGAUUUAUAUAUUUAUUAAUUGUAUUUAAAGAUUACUUUUGUACAUUGGAAAUUUUGUUACUUGAAUAUAUGUUAUUAUUUAAGCUGUUUAUAUUUAAAUAUGGUGUUUUUCUACACGAAUUGACUUCACGCAAAAUGUUUUACGUUAACUGUAGGCUUUGUGUACGCAGUGGUCUGGUGUAUUUGGUUCUUUCCUAAUGUUAUCCGUGUAUGAGAAUUCCAUUCAGCUAGCCGUAUGUCAAGUAUAGGGAAAUACUACGUUAGUUGUUUAAGGACAUUUUUGAUGCAUUUGAUAUAAACUUUUUUUACUAGAAACCCAAGGGAUACAAUAAAGCGAAUGUGAAUUGUAAAAACCGAAACCAAAUGUUUUUUGCACGAAAGCUUUUACCACAUGAAUGUAAUAUAUUGUACAUUUGGGUCUAAAUGUGCUGAGUGAAUUGAGCCGACAGUUCCGUGCCAAGUUUUGCUAUUGGCAAUUUUUUUAUUGUAAACGUAAAGCACAAACUAUAAAUAUGUUUAUAAUUGUUUUCCAUAUUUUAGAGUAUUUUAUUGUAAUAUGCUUAAUUUAGUGUGUUGCUUCGUGUUACAUUUUAGUUGUUUACGUAUAGUAAGAAACAAAGUUUCUAUUUUGAUGAUAUAUUUAUAUAUAACCUUUAACUUAUUCGUUGUUGUGUCUUUACUUUAUACAUUCUUAUUCUCUAAGCAUAUCGGAACAGGUUAAGCGCAUUGUGGCAUUCGAUACUGUCAAUAGCAAAACUGUAUGCUUUAAUUAAAAUACAGCUGUCAGAAAUGCUCAAAAUAAAGUGAAAUUGAUACUUAGCGCACAAUAUUGGAAAACUUUCUAUUAAUGUUACCCACUGAAGUGCAAUCUCUGUGUAUGCCCUGUACAUAGAAACUAUAUUUCUUUUGUGCAAUUGUACAGCAAUAUUGUGAACUAGUUUUUGGGCCCGGAGCGGCCGGCGUGGCCGCCGCAGGCUUGGGCGUAGGCGGAAGCGAGUGCGGGCGCGGGGGCGACUCGUGUGCUUUGUGAAACAAAUCGUGAGUUGUCGUUUUCGGCUGUAUUUAUACUAAGAUGCGGGUGGUUUGUGAAUUAGAUAAGUUUUAUUGAAUCGAUUUAUAUUCGUAAGAUGAAUUUUAUUUAAACCCAGUGCGUGAUUCGGAUUAUUAAAUACAAUUAUACAAAGCACAUUGUAUUUUAUCGUAUGUGAGAGUAUGUGGGUGGUCGAAACGCCGCGCGCCCGCUCGCGCCGCGCAUUCGUAUCUUCCUUACGAAUGGACUGAAUACGUGUACUGGCGUGGUUCUUACCUGUUUGUUUUUACGGUUGGGCGAUGACUACACAAAAUAUUGCUAAACUAUAUUAUAGUCUAACGUUGCUUUACCUUUUGCGUGAGAUUGUGAGAAUUUUAGCUUAAGUUCCGACUGAAGAUGGAUGCCUGAAUGAAAUAUUGUAAAUUAUAAUUUCUCAUAAAAUAUAAUUUUUUUCAGCUAA
Galleria mellonella (greater wax moth) is the source of this 3861-nucleotide messenger RNA. It is a transcript of the gene Galphaq, whose product is annotated as guanine nucleotide-binding protein G(q) subunit alpha. Gene Ontology annotation, molecular function: guanyl nucleotide binding; GTPase activity; G-protein beta/gamma-subunit complex binding. The transcript has 10 exons. Gene Ontology annotation, biological process: phospholipase C-activating dopamine receptor signaling pathway; adenylate cyclase-modulating G protein-coupled receptor signaling pathway. Lineage: Eukaryota; Metazoa; Arthropoda; Insecta; Lepidoptera; Pyralidae. Bases 247 to 1437 code for a protein of 396 amino acids. The record is from RefSeq and is a predicted model, not a curated record. Gene Ontology annotation, cellular component: heterotrimeric G-protein complex.